UUGUAUCGGUACAACAACUUCUUCAAUUUUUUAGUUUUCUUUGUUGCAACAGCCAGCGCAGGACAAGCAACAAGACAAUGGCUGAAUUUUUAACUCCAAUAGUUCGUUGGGCUCAAAAUGGUCCAACCAUAGAUCUUACGGUAGACCUAAUUGACGUAAAGAAACCAAAGAUAGUUUUGGAUGAAACAACGUUGGAAUUUCGAGGUUUUGGGCAUGGUGCACAAGGGGAGAACAUAUAUCAAUUUAAUUUGGAAUUUUUUAGCAAGAUUGACUACAAGGACAGCAACUAUAAAGUGACUGAACGAAAUGUAUCAUUUCAAUUGAAAAAGCAAGUUAAAGGAGAGGAAUGGCCUCGCCUUUUAAAAAGUGAACAGAAACCUGGAUGGCUGAAAGUAGACUUUGAUAAACUGAGGCUAGAGGAUUCUGACAAGGGAGAAGAAGAUGAAACAGAACGCAUAAAUAAAAUAUCAUUUGAACAAAGAAUAAAAAGUGAAGUGGAAAAAGCAAAAAACGAUCUUGGUAUAUACACGCGGGUGGCAUGGUUGACAAUAUACAACUUAUUUCAGGCUGUGUGUUUCAUGAUUAUUUUGUUCAAACUACUCUACAACUUAUAUCAACAUGGAAAAGAUGUAAGGCUGCAUUUUUAUGAUGAUGUCAGCGAUUUGUUGCUAACCUGUCAACUAGCUGCAAUUAUAGAAGUGAUCAACCCGUUGGUUGGAAUUGUGAAAACAGGCGUUACUGCUCCACUUAUGCAGGUUGGAGGAAGAAAUUUUGUUUUAUUUGUUUUAAUUGUUCCUGUGAAAGAGUUUCAUCAUGACUGGACAGUUUUUGUGCUAUUUUUUGCUUGGGCAGCUAUUGAAGUGAUCAGAUAUCCGUUCUACAUAAUAACAUUGCACCGAUAUACUAACAUAGUAAUAGAGUGGUUGCGAUAUUCUGCAUGGAUUCCUCUGUAUCCCGCUGGAAUGUCUUGCGAAGUUUUGAUUAUGUAUCGUUCAAUUUGGAUAUCGAAGGAUUCUAAACGUUGGGAGUAUCCGUUACCAAACACACUUAACAUAUCUAUCAGUCUUUCUUCUAUAAUUGGCUUUUGUUUGUGCGCAUACACUCCGGUGGCAUUGCAAUUGAUGAAACAUAUGUGGAUUUUGCGCAAGCGAAAACUUGGUGGCCAAAAGAAAUUCAAACAGCAAUAGUAUGAAAUUUGUGGUGGAAUGGAUUUCUAAUCUCCAAUGAAUAUCCUAAUUUGUUCAGAGAAAUCCGAAGACAUGAAUUGUAACACUCAUCUUCUCACUAUUUUAGUCAUUUUCAAUUUAGGUCGUAUGAUGUUUUAAAGAAUGACAAUUUUUAUUUUUAA
This is a messenger RNA of Hydractinia symbiolongicarpus, 1348 nucleotides long. RefSeq names its product very-long-chain (3R)-3-hydroxyacyl-CoA dehydratase-like. Lineage: Eukaryota; Metazoa; Cnidaria; Hydrozoa; Anthoathecata; Hydractiniidae. Gene Ontology annotation, biological process: fatty acid elongation; sphingolipid biosynthetic process; very long-chain fatty acid biosynthetic process. Gene Ontology annotation, cellular component: endoplasmic reticulum membrane. The record is from RefSeq and is a predicted model, not a curated record. The transcript is spliced from 12 exons. Gene Ontology annotation, molecular function: 3-hydroxyacyl-CoA dehydratase activity. Bases 78 to 1187 code for a protein of 369 amino acids.